AUGGGCCGUCUCGACCUUUCGUUCCUUCUCGACUCCGGGCUUUACUCUGACGUUCACCUUGCCUGCACAGACGAAUAUGGUAAUGAGACAAUUCUAAAAGUUCAUCGUGCUGUGGUUUUUACACAAUGCCACGAGCUUCACGAGCUAAUGUUCUACUCCCCUCGGCACCAUGAUGAAGACCAUGGCGUUGAUGUGUAUGAGUUGAGCCUGGAUCCUGUAAUCUUUAGGGGAUUGUUGAUGUUCCUUUACUCGGGGGAGUACCGGGCUGUCUACCAGGAACCUGAGACACAGCUAGGCAUGGAUGAACAGGGCAUGUGGGACGAUUACCACCAUUCUGUCUUCUACUCUCUCAGGCUCUGUUCCAUGGCAGACCGUUUCGGCCUCCACAAGCUGUUUUCUGAGUCCGCUGCUGCUUUCUGCACCGCCGCCAGGAACUUCUCAUUCCAUGUCGAUUACCCUGCUUUCAUAAGUGAGCUCUACGACACUUUCGGCAACCACCCUCAGUUUGAUCAUCAUAUGAUCAGCAUCCCUCGUAUGAUUUCAAGGGAUAUUGUGCGUUCUCGAUGUUUUACGCAGCGCAUGGAUGAUCUUCUGUUUGAGUACCCUAAGCUGGCCAUAGAUGUGCUCAAAGCUACAAUGGGAAAUCUUGCAGAGUGCGAAGGAAGACUACAAGAAGCUGAGGACAGAAUUUACGACAUGGAGAGAUCUUUGGUUGUUCAUGAGGACGGCAACCGGGAUGAAGUACCUCAGCGCGGUGGUCAGCGCGAGAGUCGACGCAGGCAUCGUCACGAGGAAGAUUUGAACGUCGAGGAGAGGGGGGAGAUAGGGGAUGGUGAGGAGGACAUCGAUACGCAGCCUACAAAGAGGCGUCGUGUAAUGUGA
Molecule: messenger RNA, 882 nt
Organism: Colletotrichum truncatum
Lineage: Eukaryota; Fungi; Ascomycota; Sordariomycetes; Glomerellales; Glomerellaceae
Molecular function (GO): protein binding
Source: RefSeq, a predicted model, not a curated record